Messenger RNA from Prunus avium (sweet cherry), 2541 nucleotides. It is a transcript of the gene BIR1, whose product is annotated as BAK1-interacting receptor-like kinase 1. Lineage: Eukaryota; Viridiplantae; Streptophyta; Magnoliopsida; Rosales; Rosaceae. Gene Ontology annotation, molecular function: protein kinase activity; ATP binding; protein binding. The record is from RefSeq and is a predicted model, not a curated record. Gene Ontology annotation, biological process: protein phosphorylation.
UUUAUUAUUUUUUGGAAAUGAAAGAAAAAGCGAGUCAAGCACUCUGAGGAGGUCUAGCAGUCCCAAGUCGUCGCUAAGUUUGACAAAAAUGGCCGGCCUUCUUUGACCCGUCGAGCCUCUCAUUUCCUCACUUUUCUCAAAACCCACCCAAGGCUUUCCUGCAAAAGCAUCUCCAUUCACACACACCCAUGUCCAGUUUUUCCAAAAAAUAUAUAAAAAGUAGUUAUUGGAUGAAUAUAUCUGUAUGUAAAUCGUAUCUGCCGUUGCUUUUUUGUUGACCCAUGAAGUCCUUGUCUUUGUGGAAACAGGGGAAGCUCUGCUGUUGUUGAUUCAAGAAGCCUUCUUUGCGCUCUGUGAAUUUUCUGCGUUUGCGCUAGUGAACUUUCUCAGGGUUUGGUGUUGACUAAUGCUGGGGUUUUGCGGGUUCAGUAUCUUGAUCUCUGAUAUCACUAAGUAGCAAUUUAGGCGAUUCUGAUGGCUUUCUCAAUGCAUAUGUUGUUGAAUGGACGAGAUCCUGGCAUUUUUAUUGGCGGUGUCCUCUGGUUAUUGCUUAGUUGUAGUUUCAGCUUUGGUGUUGAGAGUGAUAUCAACUGCUUAAGAAGUAUAAAAGCAUCACUUCAGGACACUUUAGGUUACUUAAACUCUUCCUGGGAUUUCAACAACAACACUGAAGGUUUCAUCUGUAACUUUCUGGGAAUCGAGUGUUGGCACCCUCAUGAGAGCAAAGUUUUAAACAUCAAGCUUUCGGAUUUGGGACUGAAGGGCUCAUUUCCUAGAGGCGUAGCAAAUUGCACAAGCCUAACAGGGUUAGAUCUUUCAAGCAAUCAGCUCAAUGGACCUCUUCCUGAUGAAAUCGGUAAAAUCAUUUCGUUCAUUACAACCCUUGAUCUCUCAUCUAACAGCUUCACAGGGCCAAUCCCAACGAACCUUUCCAAUUGCACCUAUCUGAAUGUGCUUAAGCUUGACAACAACAAGUUCUCGGGUAGCAUUCCUCUACAACUUGGCCAGCUUGGUAGGAUUAAAACAUUUAGUGUGGCCAACAAUCAGCUGUCUGGCCAAGUCCCAACCUUUAGUAAUAAUGCAUCAAUUACAGCGGACUCUUACGCAAACAAUCCUGGACUCUGUGGGGGGCCUCUGAAGCAGUGCCAGGGGUCUGCAAAGAAGUCUAACAGUGUAGUUAUUGUGGGAGCUGGUGUUGGUGGUGCAACUUUUGCAGCAUUAAUUGUUGUUAUUGGCUUGUUCUUCUUUAUGCGUAGAGUGUCUGCAAGGAAGAAGGAAGAGGAUCCGGAAGGGAACAAAUGGGCAAAGAGUUUCAAGAAAACUAAAGGCAUCAAGGUUUCCAUGUUUGAGAAGUCAAUUUCUAAAAUGAAACUGGGUGAUCUCAUGAAGGCCAGCAACAAUUUCCACAAAGACAAUAUCAUUGGGUUAGGAAGAACUGGAACUAUGUACAAGGCAGUGCUCGACGAUGGCACCCCACUUAUGGUCAAGAGGUUGCAGGAAUCUCAACACUCUGAGAAAGAGUUUCUGUCUGAGAUGGCUACUUUGGGGAAUAUAGAACACCGUAACUUGGUUCCUCUUUUAGGAUUUUGCGUGGCGAAGAAGGAAAGGCUUUUAGUCUAUAAGUACAUGCCUAAUGGUACCCUCCACGAUCAGCUACAUCCUAUGGAUGCUGAUGGUGCGAAGAUUAUGGAGUGGCCAACUAGGCUUAAAAUUGGGAUAGGGGCAGCCAGAGGAUUAGCGUGGCUCCACCAUAACUGCAAUCCUCGAAUUAUCCACCGAAACAUAAGCUCCAAAUGCAUCUUACUGGAUGCAGAUUUCGAGCCGAAAAUAUCUGAAUUUGGCCUAGCUAGGCUCAUGAAUCCAAUUGAUACGCAUUUGAGUACUUUUGUGAAUGGGGAGUUCGGGGAUCUGGGUUAUGUUGCUCCUGAGUAUGCACGAACUCUACUUGCCACUCCAAAGGGGGAUGUUUACAGCUUUGGAACUGUUCUUCUUGAGUUGGUGACUGGUGAGAGAGCUACCCAUAUUGCUAAAGCUCCUGAAGACUUCAAAGGAAAUUUGGUGGAAUGGAUUAUGCAGCUGUCAAGCCAAUCUCAACUCCAGGAUGCGCUCGACAGAUCUUUGGUUGGAAAGGGUGUGAAUGAGGAGCUUUUCCAGUUUCUUAAAGUUGCAUGUAAUUGUGUGGUGCUUACUCCCAAGGAGAGGCCUACUAUGUUUGAAGUAUACCAGCUUCUAAGGGCCAUUGGGGAGAAAUAUAACUUCACAGUCGACGAUGAUAUAAUGAUGCCUACAGACAUCGGUGAUGGUGAAGGCAGAGGGGAACUUAUUGUUGCUCGAGAGAUGAAGGAGAUGAACUGAAAAAGGUAAGAAGAGUAUAUUAAUAUAUGGCCAGUACCCUUUUGUAAUUAUCUGUUUUUGUGUACUGUAAUAAACAUUAUUAUUACAUAUAUGAUUUAUGCUUUAGCUACUAUUGGACCUGCUUUUUUACAACAUAGAGCUGUAACAUCGCCCUCUAUAAUCUUUGAAUGUGUAUUUUAAGUCGCA